AUGUCCUCCAGAAUUACUCGCUCGGCCGCGAGACUAGCCGCAGAUUCUCCUCCGUCCGUCGAAUCCGGUCCCUCUUCCUCAUCCCCCGCCGCUGGCUCGGCUCCAUCUCGAAAGCGUAAAGCCCCCGCACGCCGCGAUCGAUCACCGGACUCCUCGGAGCGGCCAAAUCCUCAAUCCCCCCAUCGAAAAUCCAAGCGACAACGGCGUGUAACUUCACCUCGAGCGACGAAUCUCCCUGCAGCCUCUCGUCGUGGUACACGAAACCGCCCGGCCAUGUCCCACCCAGGUCCAUCGUCACAUCCCACAGAGGAGUCUUCGAAAAAGCCAGCCUCGCCCCCCCAACAGAGGAGGAAGUCGAGCCGGCAUGGGAAAGUGUCCCAAGAACGCUCUCUAGCUACCCAGUCACCUCCUCCCAAUCGACAGAAAAAGCGGUCCUCAAGAAAUCGGCCCGAUGUCAUUAUGAAAGAAGCGGAUGAUGAUUUAGAAAGGCGAGAGAGGAGCGAAGAGCACGAGCCUUCGCCACCAAGCGAUAGUAAUGAUGGUACAAAUCCUUCUGGUCCAGAUGGCGAGGAAGAUGAGGAAGAUGAUGGAGACAUCUUUCAUAACGGCAUGUUUGGAUCACGGGGCUCUCUUGGACUUCAAAACACGCUUCGUGCACUUACUGGCAUGAUGACAGGCAUGUCUAGUCGCCUGCGGGAUAUUCUCCAGAAUCUCAGAAUGAAGGAAGACCCAUCCGUUCAAUUGAUCGCUCUUCAGGAACUCUCGGAAUUAUUACUGAUAUCGAACGAGGACAAUUUAUCUGGCCAGUUUUCUCCCGACCCUUACGUAAAAGAGUUGGUGACUCUCAUGCAACCUAAUGAAUUCGGGGAAGAGCAUCCAGAAAUUAUGUUGGUUGCUUGCCGUUGCUUGGCCUACUUGAUGGAGGCAUUACGAGGAUCGGUGGCCAACGUGGUUUAUGGGGGCGCCGUGCCGAUUCUGUGUCAGAAGUUACUGGACAUCCAAUUCAUCGACCUGGCUGAGCAGGCACUCAGUACGCUAGCAAAGGUUUCAGUGGACUUUCCAGCAUCUAUAGUGCGAGAAGGGGGCCUAACGGCAUGCUUAACCUAUCUUGACUUCUUCCCGACGAGUACCCAGCGUACUGCAGUUACAACGGCUGCCAACUGUUGCCGGAAUUUACCUCACGACUCGUUUCCAGUCGUCCGAGAUGUCAUGCCCAUUCUCCUAAACGUUCUCUCUAGCAACGACCCCAAGGUAGUUGAGCAGGGCUGUCUCUGUGUGUCCCGAAUAGUGGAAAGCUUCAAACACAAGCCAGAGAAGCUUGAGGAGUUGAUCAGCCCUGACAUGCUGAAGGCUGUUCUGCGUUUGCUUCUGCCAGGCACCACAAACCUUAUCGGACCACAUAUCCAUACUCAAUUCCUCCGAGUCCUAGCGCUUACAUCUAAGGCAAGCCCACGAUUGUCGGUGGAGUUGCUUAAGACAGAUGUGGUCGACACCCUCUAUCAGAUACUGACUGGUGUCUCGCCACCAGAGAACCUCGAAGAUCAAGCCGUCAAAAUGGACAGCGUCCUUGUAAUGCAAGCUUUAAUUCACCGGCCCAAGGAGCAGGUUUCCGAGACUCUUAAUGUGAUCUGCGAGCUUUUACCCAGUGUUUCCAACCGUUCGGAAUCUCAUGGGGAUGAUUUGAUGCCCUAUCCCGAAAUUGAUGCGAUGUCUGGUUUCAAGUCAUCUCCACCAAAAGGAUCACCCGAGAAACGACGAUCUCUAUUAAUGAGCUGCAAAGCGGAGCUGAGACGAUUUGCCUUGAUCCUGUUACCAACACUUACCGAUGCAUAUUCAAGCACAGUCAACUUAGAGGUUCGGCAAAAAGUUCUCAUCGCGCAACUCAAGAUGUUACAGAACCUCGAUCCCGCACUAAUCGAGGAAGCUCUUCGCUCUGUGCACUACGCUUCGUUCCUGGCUGCUAUACUGUCCCAGAAAGAUCAUCCAUCUCUAGUUUCAUCAGCACUUCGCUGCGCAGAACUCCUCUUUCAAAGGCUGGAACACGUGUAUCAACAUCAGUUCCAUCGUGAAGGUGUCAUUUCGGAGAUCGUGAGGCUUGCCAAAGAGACUUUAUCGACCGAAAAGCAAGGAAAGCCACCUCGGGAUUCGCCUGCUGCUUCUGUUAUGGAUACUUCGGAGGAUUCACGUCAAGGUAUAGAGUCGAACGUACGCCCCGUCGACGGUGACGAAACGGACGCGGAAGAUGGCGACAGCCAGGAAGAUGGUGGUGGCGUUAGCCAUGAUGAUCGUGCCGACGAUUCUGAGGAUAACGAGGAUGAAGAGGAUGAAGAUAAUGAGGAUAUGUCGGACUCUGAGAGUUCUUCCUCCACUGGCCCAGGAUUCUCAUCGAGGAUGGAGAAUGCAAUGAAUGAUUUGGUCGUCCGGGAUGCGCGCGCUUUCAUGGAGCUUUAUGAAACUAACCAAGGUGGAGGAAUGCGAGAAAAGGCUUUAGAGACUUUGAACGAGCUUCAGGAGCUUGCUACAGAAAUAGAGACUUGUUAUGCAGGUCUUGGAGAUCAAAGCCAUGAAGGGCUUGCUCUCUUCCGCAAACUAGCAACUUAUUUUGAAGGAGAUGCAUUGGAAAGUAUCACUAGCUCCGAGCUCCUUAACUCCGGGAUUAUCAGUGCUCUACUCAAUAUUUUCGACGACUCAAAAUGUACAUCCAUGCGUGAGGCCCGCAGCGCCUUCCUCCAGGCGUUCAUGGGCUGUACUAUUUCAGAGAGAGCGCAGAGUCAAAGUACAGCGACGACUCCCUUCGGCGUCUUGAUAAAUAAACUUCAAGAUCUUCUUAGUCGCACAGAGCAUUUCGAGGUUAUGACCGUUGGUCAUAAUUCGCUGGAAAACACACGAAGCAAUGCGGCAUACAUGCUCGGCAAACAGCUUCGACUCAAGUUGGUUGCUGACGAGGACUCCGAUAUUCCACGCUCCUAUAGGAAUAUCAUGGUUUCCAUCCACGCAAUUGCGACUUUUAAAGCCCUUGACGACUUUCUCCAUCCUAGAAUCAGUUUGUCGGAUCGUCCAAAGGCAUCUCGCAGCCGGGACACCAUCUUGUCCCAAAUCGCAAAUGCAGCUCGCCUUCGAGAUCAGCUAGCCGAAAACAACGGAUCCAACGGUAGUGAGCUUCCGCGACCCUCCGGGAGCAACAGAUCUGCCAACGCAGACCCGAGGGCUACUGCAAAAGAGAACUCGUCCAGCAGUCCGGAGACACGCUCGAGAGCUAGGCGGUCUGGUCCACCCGUGGAUACGGGCGAUGACCACGACGAUGAGCCACUAGAAUGUGCCGAUGAGCACCAUUUGAGCGAAGAUGAAAACGACGACGAUGACGAUGGAGAUGACGAGGAGCUGAACGCCAUUGUAGACGAUCUUGACGAUGACAUGUCUGAUGAGAACGUUCAUGACCCUUCGGCUGUUAACAUGGAGAUAGCGUCUUCAGGAAAGGUUACUGCGCGCAAGGAAGACGGUACACGUGUAUCCACCCCAUCCCAGUCAACACCAGUGUCCAAGUCAUCAUCUGGGCCUCGCUCUGCAUUAAGCUCAGCAGGUAAUGGCUCGCUGGCGAUGUCUGGUCGCCCGUUCUCGUAUGCUGCGGCCAUGGCUUCUCCCCCGUCCGACUGGCAUAUCCAGUUCAGUAUUGAUGGCCAGCCCGUCUCCAGCGAUACUACUAUUUAUCGCUCUGUUCAUCAUAACCGUCGCCACCUCGAUCCAAACGGAAGGAACGUGUGGUCUGCGAUCCACACGGUCACUUUUAGACGAGUACCAGGCCCGCCACCGGCAGAGUCCUCCACACUUACGUCCAAUGCCUCCAACUCCAGUUCACAGAACAACAGUACCGGAAUACCAUCUUCUCUAAGCGAGGACCCGACCACUGCUUCGAUAUUGAGUCUUUUGCGUGUUUUGCAUGGGAUGAAUACAACGCUCGAUGACAUUCUUGCGGAGACCAAAGAUCUCAUUGCCGUCAAGCCCGAAUCUUUGGCUCAGUUUAUCAACACUAAGCUUACAGCCAAGCUCAAUCGGCAACUAGAAGAACCAUUGAUUGUUGCGAGUAGCUGCCUUCCUGACUGGAGUGAAGACCUUGCGCGCUCCUUCGCCUUUUUAUUCCCAUUUGAAACGCGCCACUUAUUCCUCCAGUCUACUGCGUUUGGAUAUUCACGAGCAAUGAUGCGGUGGAAUAAUUCACAGCCCGGGGACGACGGUCGUCACGAUCAUCGACGCGAUGAUCGGCCAAUGCUAGGCCGCCUGCAGCGACAGAAAGUACGUAUAUCAAGAAGCCGCAUUCUGGAAUCGGCCAUGAAAGUUAUGGAACUCUACGGGUCAUCUCCUAGUGUGCUUGAGGUUGAAUAUUUCGAAGAGGUUGGCACCGGUUUAGGGCCAACCCUCGAGUUUUACUCAACAGUUUCCAAGGAGUUCUCCAAAAAGAAGUUAAAGAUGUGGCGAGAGAACGAUUGCGGUGACGCUGGAGAAUAUGCAUUUGGCAGCCGUGGUUUGUUCCCUGCUCCACUAAGCGAAGAACAACUCUCGUCAGAAUUCGGGAAGAAGCAACUCCAGCUGUUUAAAACGCUGGGAAAAUUUGUCGCUCGAUCAAUGUUGGAUUCCAGAAUCAUUGAUAUCUCGUUCAAUCCCGCCUUCUUUCGGAUUGCCGACACCUCCUCCACCGUGGCCCCUUCGCUUGGCACAGUCAAGGCCGUCGAUAAUGAUCUCGCCAAGUCUCUGUUAUUGUUAAAACGCUUCGCAAAUUCCAAAAAGGAAAUUGAAUCGAAGAACGUUUCGAAAGACAAGAAAGCCCAGGCUCUGGAGGAGGUGGAAGUAGAUGGAGUCCAGGUCGAAGACUUGAGUCUGGAUUUCACGCUCCCGGGAUAUCCUGCUAUUGAGCUCAUAAAAGACGGCUCUAACACCCCGGUGACAAUGUCAAACGUUGAUAUCUAUCUCGAUAAAGUUGUGGAUAUGACCCUGGGUAGCGGGGUUCAAGCCCAGGUAGAAGCUUUCAGAAACGGGUUUUCGCAAGUCUUCCCUCACUCUGCCCUGCAAACAUUCACGCCGAGCGAACUUGUAAUGUUGUUCGGAAGAGCUGAGGAGGACUGGUCAAUUGAGACGUUGAUGGACUCCAUCAAAGCCGAUCACGGGUUCAACAUGGACAGCCGCAGCGUCCGAAAUCUACUGCAGACGAUGAGUGAACUGACUACACAGCAACGUCGAGACUUCCUUCAGUUCGUCACGGGUAGCCCCAAGCUGCCUAUUGGAGGCUUUAAGAGUCUUACGCCAAUAUUCACUGUUGUCUGCCGCCCAAGCGAACCUGGAUACACGCCUGACGACUACCUACCCAGCGUUAUGACAUGUGUAAAUUACCUGAAGCUCCCCGACUAUAGCACUCUGGAUGUCCUCCGGGAUAGACUAUCCGUUGCUAUCAAGGAAGGACAAGGAGCGUUCCAUCUCUCCUGA
Molecule: messenger RNA, 5475 nt
Organism: Aspergillus versicolor CBS 583.65
Lineage: Eukaryota; Fungi; Ascomycota; Eurotiomycetes; Eurotiales; Aspergillaceae
Product: HECT-type E3 ubiquitin transferase UFD4
Exons: 7
Coding region: 1-5475 (1824 amino acids)
Biological process (GO): protein polyubiquitination; proteasome-mediated ubiquitin-dependent protein catabolic process
Cellular component (GO): nuclear speck
Molecular function (GO): ubiquitin protein ligase activity
Source: RefSeq, a predicted model, not a curated record